GAUAAGUUGUAAUAGGAAAUAAUAAUUAAAAUGUAAGCCGCAAAAGUGAUUAUUAAACGAUAGAACAAUUGUGACUAAUUAGUAGAAAGUCUAAAGUUUCCGUUUCACGAAUUGUGUGAGGUGUUUGUGAGACAGCGAUUUAGUCGGUUUUUCGGUGAAAGAGACGUUUGAUGAAUUUUCAAGAUCUUGUUAAGAAUCACAUCAGCUUAUAAAUAGUAAUAAAACAUAUUGUUUUCAGUUAUUAAUGAGACAGUGGUGUAGUCAAGUUAGCGGAAUAAUUAUUGUAAUUUAACGAAUUUAUAUAAGUUUCUUAAUAUUGAGGAUCUUCAAGGAUUUUGUUAUUUAUGCGAGCGUGUCACGGUAAACCAGAUAGCCUGUGGUAAACAAUAAUUGAAGAGUAUAUUUUAUGAAACAAGUUAUAGUGACGCCAAUGACUGCUGGUAAAUCCAGUGUUAUUUACAUACAUCUUAACUAAAAAGAAAGAAAAAGACGCAGAAUAGUUUCUGAACCUGAGGAAUAACGAUGUCAGUGUUUUGAAGUUCUUCACAAUGACAACAAAACCUAUACUUAACUGUUUUAUAUUGUUAAUUGUUUGUUGCUCUUCUGCGUUUGCGCAAGUGGGAGAUACCUGCGUAGUAAAAUCCACAGGCGUUCGAGGGGUUUGCAGGAUAUCCUCAAACUGCCCCAUUGUCGAAGAACAAGCACAAAACGGAAUUAGCCCGACAAUAUGUGGGUACUAUCAACUGACAGUCCCCAUCGUCUGCUGCGAGGAAAGCCCCUUCGUCCAACCAAACGACGAUACGUUACUGAAUCCAGAACCCAACCUGAGUAACCAGCAACCGAGCUACUCCAACUCCAACAGCCGGGAACCAAGCUACUCAAACUCCAACAGCCGGGAACCGAGCUACUCUAAUUCCAACAGCCGGGAACCGAGCUACUCCAAUUCCAACAGCCGGGAACCGAGCUACUCCAAUUCCAACAGCCGGGAACCGAGCUACUCCAAUUCCAACAGCCGGGAACCGAGCUACUCCAAUUCCAACAGCCGGGAACCGAGCUACUCCAAUUCCAACAGCCGGGAACCGAGCUACUCCAACUCCAACAACCGGCAGCCAAGUCCCUCCCAAAACCGGGAACCGAAUCCGAACAUAUUUCCAGCUGGUGAGCCGGACGCUGUGAUAUAUCCUGAUUCGGACAAUCAGCCGUCGCGUCCCCAAGUGACUCAUACAAGUAAAAGCGAGCAAAAGUGCCAAGAGUACAGUAAAGCCAUAACUGGUGUCGUUCAAGCGAUUCCUUUAGUGACUAAUACUGAGGUGGUUAGCUAUAGCUUUGUCAAGUGUGACUACAAUGGUGUAGCGUUGAUCGUCGGGGGCAAGCCUGCCUCCGCUGGGGAAUUCCCGUUUAUGGCGGCCAUCGGUUUUUACGUGGAUAACAAAGUGGAGUGGCGCUGCGGGGGCACGCUGAUCAGUGAGGAGUAUGUUUUAACGGCCGCCCACUGCACUUACACCCGCGAUGGGGACACGCCGAAGAUUGUUCGAUUGGGAGACCUUGACUUAUCCCGCGAUGACGACGGCUCCGUACACACUGACUACAACGUACGGAACAUUGUAGUGCAUCCUCGGUACCGCUACCCCCUCAAAUACAACGACAUUGCCCUCAUCCAGCUGUCCACAACAGUCAGAUUUACGAAAUUCAUCCGACCUGCGUGUCUUUACACCAAAUCGCAGGUGGAGCUCCCGCAAGCCAUAGCGACCGGCUGGGGCAAAACGGACUACGCCGCUGCCGAGAUAAGCGACAAGUUGAUGAAAGUCUCGCUAAAUAUUUACAGCAAUGACCGAUGUGCCCAGACGUACCAGACCAGCAAACACUUGCCACAAGGGAUCAAGUCUAACAUGAUCUGUGCAGGGGAGUUGAGGGGGGGCCAGGACACGUGUCAGGGGGACUCUGGGGGGCCCUUACUUAUCACCAAAAAGGGCAACCAAUGCAAGUUCUACGUUAUCGGGGUCACCUCGUUCGGGAAGUCCUGCGGACAGGCCAACACGCCCGCCAUCUACACCAGAGUCUCAGAAUACGUGCCAUGGAUCGAAAAAACCAUCUGGUAAAAUCACCCACUUAACGACAUUUUUUAUUUUAUCAUUCACAUACAAUACGUAUAGAAAAUUUUAUAAUUUCAAGUACUGUAUAAAAGAAGAAUAAAGUUGUACUUAAACGUA
This is a messenger RNA of Tribolium castaneum (red flour beetle), 2210 nucleotides long. RefSeq names its product serine protease P44. Bases 549 to 2099 code for a protein of 516 amino acids. The record is from RefSeq and is a predicted model, not a curated record. The transcript has 6 exons. NCBI's taxonomy places the organism in Eukaryota, Metazoa, Arthropoda, Insecta, Coleoptera, Tenebrionidae. Gene Ontology annotation, biological process: proteolysis. Gene Ontology annotation, molecular function: serine-type endopeptidase activity.